Lampris incognitus (smalleye Pacific opah) is the source of this 4664-nucleotide messenger RNA. RefSeq names its product myosin VIIA and Rab interacting protein a (gene myripa). The coding region runs from base 1 to 4293 and encodes 1430 amino acids. The transcript is spliced from 15 exons. The record is from RefSeq and is a predicted model, not a curated record. Gene Ontology annotation, molecular function: actin binding; myosin binding. Gene Ontology annotation, cellular component: cortical actin cytoskeleton. NCBI's taxonomy places the organism in Eukaryota, Metazoa, Chordata, Actinopteri, Lampriformes, Lampridae.
AUGACGGGCCCCUGCUCUGACCUUUACACGCACGCCGAGACGCACCGGGACGAGCCCAGGAGGGCGCAAAUGCCGUCUGUAAGAGAGCUGAAGCAGGAGUUGGACGAGGAGAGCAGUCGCUGCCUCCUGCUGUCCCGGCAGAGCCUCUUCAACCAGCGCUGCUGCAUCCGCUGCUGCGCGCCCUUCACCUUCCUGCUCAAACCCAGGCGGCGGUGCCGGGACUGCCGCUACUUCGUGUGCAAGGCCUGCUGCCUCUACAACAAGCGGGACAAAGCCUCGCUCUGCUCCACCUGCCAGAAGAGCAGGCUGUUGAAGACUCGGUCGUUAGAGUGGUUCUACGCGAAUGUGAAGAGCCGCUUCAAGAGAUUUGGCAGUGCCAAAGUGUUGAAGACCCUCUACAAGAAACACUUGGAGGAGCGCGGUGCUCUGUCUGACCACACUGAGGGCAGCACCUACGAGGAGAGCAUCUGCAAUGAGGGCAGUGUCUGCGGAAGUGACUCGGCCUUCUACAGACAAAGUGAAGAGCACAGCAUGGCCGAGAGCCUCACGGUGGCGUUGCGGGUGGCAGGAGAGGCCAUAGAUGAAGCCAUAUCCAAGGCCGAGGUUCUCACUGAUAACCAGCAUAAGCAGAAUGAAGCACAGUAUCUGCGGGAGCACAGACAAGAGCUCAUCGAGGAGCUGGCCAAAACAAUCAUGCAGAAAAUCAUCAGUAGGAGGAAAACCUUGGCAGAGAUAAAGCCAGAGCAUGACCAGGACUGUCCCCCUGACCACGGCGUUGAUGAGCAGCACCGCCACUAUCAACAGCCCGCCUGCGGCCGAGCCCCCGGGUCACCCAACUACCAGCCCAGUCUCAGGAGGUCGCGCUCUGCCUUCUCGCUGUUGGACAGCAAUGCUUCAGAGGUGAACUCUGGGGUUUACCACAACCAGGACUUACCACAAGGGUUCAAGAAAGAUGUAUUCGAGUCUGCCAUGUCCAUAUGGAAGAGUGCGGACCGGCUGGACAAUUCUAUGUUGAAGAGCCCAGAUGGGAACUGGAUUGCCCUGCAGAGUGCCCAGUGGUCACGGUCUGGCCUGCUGACCAAGAGGAAGGGUCCGGUUUACCGUGCCCUGGAGAGGGAGUCUGGGGUAGUCUCCGCUUACGAAGGCCUGAGCUCCGAAAGCGAGGAGAAGCCUGAGCCCAACAGCUCCUGGCAUGCGGCACUGCGAGAGGCCCACAGGAAAUCAAUAGACUGCAAUUUCAAACUCCAGGACACCCACAGAGACCGGUCCAGGUUCCCUUCUCCUCCGAUGGGGUCGCGAGGCAGCGGAGAGGACUUGACCCCAGACUCAGAGGGGACCUUGAAGUCGCACAAGCCUCUGCCAGCUCAUUAUAAGAGAAAGGUGCCCCAGGAGAUGAGACGACUUUCAUCGUCCCACAGGACCAGCAUCAUCAACAUGAACUUUAACCCGGAAGGAUUCAGAGAGGAGAGCAGUGGGGCGGAUGAGCUGGAGGUGGGCCAAGUCAGGAGGUCACGGAAGAAAAGAAGAUGUAGGAAGGAGCAGCUGCCAAUUUCUUCUUCUGUGCCGGAUUACGACCACAGAUUUCUGGACACACUCGGGGACAACCAAUCCCAGCAUGCUGCUGACGCCGUCACCCCUGACACGCUGACCUCUGAGACCGUUACCCCUGAGCCUUUUGACCUUAGAGACGACAUUACCGAAGGUGGAGUAAAGCAAGCUGACCCGGAGCUGACGUUCAAACUAAAAGAGAUAGCCGGCAUGGCCGUCAGCAUUUCCCAACCGUAUGAACUUGAUAGACGGGGAGACAGUGAUGGACCCACGGAGAAGAGGAGGACAGGGGCUACGGAAAAAGAUAAGGCACUUGAGAAUAUGGGCAUUGAUGUGGAUGGCGGAAGAGUGGAGGAUGGCAGAGAAAACAUGGGGGACGAGGAGGAGACGAGAUACAAACUGGGAAUGCAGGUCGAAUACUUCUUGUCCACUGAUGAUGAACAAGAGGGAGUGGACCAGAGUGAGAGAGAUUUACAAGAGGAAGACAUGACAGCGGAUGGGCAAGAAUGGAGGGAGGGCGACAUGGAAGAGCUUGCCUUUAAACUACAGCGGCUAGAGAGAGCGGUCCAGGCCAGCCAGUUCUCAUCCACCGAGGAUGAGCUGGACCGAGUGGGCCUCUCUGAUGGACACAGGGGUAGGGGAGCAGCAGAGGAUGUAAAGAAAGAGGAGCUGGCCUUAAAGGUGUGCAGAUUGGCCAGCCAAGUCAACGCUGCCCAGUUUUCAUCCACCGAGGACGAGCUAGACAGAGCAGGCCAGGUGGAGGGCAGCGGCGGGGGUGAGGAGGAGGACAGAGCAGAAGAGCAGGAAGAAGUGAUCGAUGAAGAGACCCUUUGGAAAAUGGAGGCCGAGAAAAUGGUUCAGGGGGCCCAGGUGCGCGACUUGGCCAGCCUGGUCAGCGCCUCCCAGUUCUCCUCCACGGAGGAUGAGCUGGAUCGAGCUGGGGAGAGCAUGGGGGCAGUCCACGAUGGGGAGAUAGCGACUGAGGAUGCGGCGGAGAGGACGGAGCUGUGGUACAUGAAGAUGGAGAGGGACGACGGGGAAGAAAGUCAGGAGGAGAGGUGGGAAAGCAUCGAUGACGUUGACAUGAGGAUGUUUGACUUUGAGGAUGAACUGGAGUCAGAUGGAGAGAGGGCAACAGAUUCAAAGGAGGCUCUAGAUGGAGGUGAAGUGAGCCACACGGAGACGGUGAUGCAAGAUGAGCGAAGGGUAGAUGGUGUCAAUCAAGAUGAAAUGGGGGAAGAGGAAUCUGAGAAGACAUGUGAGGAGGAAAGAGUCACAGCAGUGACGAAUAAAGAUGGAAGGAGGGCAGAGGAGCAUAAUGAUAUGACGGCCAACACGCUGGGUGAAGAAGAGAGAGAGACAGAGGACAAGGGCAAGACUGGAAGGAGGAGGACAUCCUCAGUCACUCUCGAAAAAGGAGUCCAUGAAGAAUUCAACAUUUUACAACAUAAACCAGGGGUGGAGAUGGUGGAUGGAAGUGAAGGACAGUUAGAAGAAAUAACGGACAAAAACAGGAAGGGGGGAAAAGCAGGACGUGAUGAAGAAAGUGUGAAAACGGACAGAAUGAUCAGUAGCAGUAUGUACAGCUGGCCUCUGGAAGAGAUGCAGACAGAUACAUUAGCUGACAAAGUGAAGGAUAGAUGUUGGGAACCAGAGGAAAGUAGUGAGAAACUAGAGGUGGGGGAGAGAAAUGAAGAUGACGAGACAGUUGGAACAGGAGGCACAGAGGGGGGUGUAGUAGAGGAAAAUGAAGGAAAUGUUGGUGGAAACCUGAGGAAAAAUAGACAACAGAAGACCAAGCCAGAUCCUGAAAACAGAAAUGCACAGCCAGAUCUUGAGAUGGUGCAUUCGGUUGUCAUUGCAAGUAAUGAGAUAGCAGAGCAGACACAUGGAGCCAGCGUGGAGUAUAAAAGAACCAAAGAGGAAGACGAGCAGGACAGGAAGGCGACACAAGAGGAGAUGUUGGUAGAGGAGCAGACGAUGGAGAGGCAGGGAAAUCGUGUUGGAGGCACUGAGGAGAAUGAGAGUGAAGAGAGAGAAUCGGAUGAACCACCAAAAGGGACCAAAGAAGAAGAAGAGGGCGCCCUCUCAGAUCAGGAGGGCAUACUGUCACCUGAGGAGAUCCAGAAAAGGUACUCGGCGGUGUCCCUGUGCAGCAUCACGACCGAGAUGCUGAAGGUGCUGAAUGCUACGGAGGAGUUGCUGCAGGGCGUGGAAGGAGGAGACCGUUGCAGCCCUCAGCCCAAACCCUCCCUGCCUCCCAACACGGACCCCAAGAAACUAGACCAACAGUUCUCCAGACUGGAGGAGAAGGUGUAUGUGGCGGCGGGCACGGUUUACGGUCUGGAGACAGAGCUGGGUGAUCUGGAGGAGUGUGCCCGGAGCAUCAGCAGUGCCACAUCCGACAAAGAGCUGUCCUUCCUUGAAGAACAGGUGGCGUCAGCAGCCGCAAAGGUUCACCAGUCUGAACUGCAGAUAUCCAACAUCUCGGCCCGGAUCGCUGCUUUGAAGACCGCAGGCCUCAACGUGGACCCGCAUUCUCGCUUCACUAAGGCCAGAACCAUACCAAUUAUGCCAAUCACCUUAGACUCUUCGAGACAACUGAGGCGGCGAUUACCUGCACCGCCAAUAACAGGGUCCAUCGUUGCCCGGGUGCUACGGCGGAUUCCCUUCGAAGCUUCCCCACAAUGCAGUCAGCAAGCAGAAGAACUACAAGAACUAUGCACAUCAAUAAUUUUUCUUUAACAGAUAAUUUAAACGGAUUGAGUUGAUGGUGUGGUCCUUGCUAGUGAAAUAAGAGUUAAAACUGAUAGAUUAGGUGUAGUGGCAGUGUGUUUUAUAGAUUGGAUUAGAAUCAAUGAUGGUGGAUUUAAGGGUCUCUCUGCACUCAGUCAACCCACUUUGCCACACUUAGCCCCAUUUCUGCACAUUCAUCCAACACACAAAGAAAACUUACUGGGGAGGGGAAGAAUCGCAAUAGCUGUAAAGUUGGAGAUCUUAGACUUCAGGAUAUUGACUUUGUGAUACUCAUAGAUGGUCCUCCUUCGAACAUCUGAAGCAAUGCACAGAGAAUAUGAUGGUGUAAACAUUGGUCAGAACCUGAAAUCUUUGAUUAA